AGUGAAUUGAGAAUUAUCUUUGUUGUAAAAAGGAAUCUUAUUUUUGAAAAUCCCCUCCAACAACCGCUCUGGUCUAAUUUCUUAUUUCCAAUGUAAGGUAUUGUGUAUCAGAGAUCUAAACACCAGGAUUAACAUUGAAUGUCUUUGAUGGUCUGUGAACACUGUCAUGCUUAUAUGUGUGGGAUAAAUGCGUAGUUGUAGCAUCUUACGCUGAAAGAAGUCAAAUGGUUUAUUCAGCGGAUGGCCAUAAACUGGCUUAUGAAAAGCACGUAGGUCAAUGGUAAGGAAAGAUUUUAAGUUACUAUUGAGCUAGGCGGUAUUAAUGUGACAUUGAAUGUUUCAAGUAUUUAUCAGUAAUUGCAUUUAUUACGUUGUAUAGUUGAAUAUUUUCCUAUCAUAACGAAUUUUAGAUGCAUCCCAUUGAAGAUUUUGUGAAUUGUUUCAAUUUUUUACAAGAAUUGGGCCAAUACUUUCUAGAAGUAAAAGAAAUUGAAAUCAAGCAUGUUUUAUCUGAUUUAUUUGUCGAGAUUUUGUUGCCUGUUGCUGCAGUUGCGCGUCAAGAAGUAAAUAUCCCAGCUUUGAAAACAUUUGUGGAGAAUUUAUAUCCAACAAGUUUGGAAUUAGCUAGUAAGAAGAAGCAUGUCCCAGCAUUAUUCCCCUUGGUCACAUGUUUGCUUUGUGUUGGCACUAAACCAUUUUUCUUAAAUAAUUGGACCAAUUUCUUGUCUAUUUGCUUGAGUCAUCUUAAAAACCGAACUUCUAAAGUGGCUUUGGUCAGUUUACAGUCUCUGUCAUGCAUACUUUGGGUUUACAUUGUACGUAUCAAGGGAGAAAAACACACUGAAACGCAAAACAAAUUGCAUACAAUUAUUAACAGUCUGUUUCCUAAAAACCAGAAAAUCAUUUUACCGAAAGAUGCUCCAAUUAACAUAUUUGUUCGUAUUAUUCAAUUCAUUGCUCAUGAGAAACUUGAAUUUGCAAUGAAAGAAGUUAUCAUUGAUCGACUGGGAGUAAAUGGAUCACAGAAAGCCCUAGUCAUGCCUGAGAGAAUAAAUGUCGGAUUAUGCGCCUUCUUACUGAUAGCACAUGGUCUCCAACAGAAAGAAGGUGAACCUCCGAUGCCUCAGCAGUGCAUUGGUGCCGGUGGAGUUAGUAGCGGGUUUAGACAGGCUGUUAUUAAGCGCUCUUUUCACGGAACCAAUCUGAACGAAGCUUUAGGCUCUUUAUUAGGAAUACAAAGUUAUUUGGUACCUGUACGGAGAGCUUUUGAACUCAUUUUACGUCAGCUGGACACUCAGGUUUGUCGUACAAUGAUGUUGCCAAAACAAGAAGUAACUCAGAAAGAAUUUGACGAGCUAAUGACGGCGGAUCGCAAGCCAAAGUUGGAUUUAUUAAAGACAUGUGUCGCCUGUAUUCCUCGUCUGCUUCCUAUCGACAUGACUAAACAGGAAAUUUUGGAAAUUUUAGCUAAAGUUUGUUUACAUGUUGACGAAGAUGUACGGAAAAUGGCUCAACAGGCAAUGGCAAAUCUGAUAGUGGAACUACCAGCUUAUCGCGUUAAAACGAUUCAAGUUUUUAUACAGUUCAUUCAGAAGAAUGUUGCUGAUACAUCGUCUCACCAACUAGAUAGCUGCUUGAAAACCUUGUUUCAUUUACUGAAUAACUGGAAGUUGGCAUUGCAAAAGGAUGGAGCUGUCACUUCUAAUAUGGCAGAAAAAUCAGCUUUAUAUGAAGCUGAAGGAUUUGCCCUGGUCAUGCUAUGCAGCUGUCGUUUGAUAACAAGACGUUUAGCUGUUUACAUUCUCAGAAAAUGCCGAGCUCUAUUAAAUUUAAUCCAUUCAGCAACUUAUGAUCCAACUUUAAAACAGUCAAACGAUUUGCGAGAAAUGUGUUGUAUAGAUAUUCUUGAUCGUUCAGUUCCUUUGGUGUUAAACCGUCUUUUACCUAUACUACCUCUUAGUGAAAGGUCUGCUCUGUCUUCUGUGUCAAGUUUGGAUUUCUCUAUCCUCACAGAACGCUCUCAUCCCAUUUGGUUCAGUGGUAGUGUCGCUGCUGCUUAUUCACCAAUAGCACUACCAGCUAACUGCCUCACUAACAAUCAGUAUUCUAGUUUAAUAUCUGCCAAUGAUGUGCAGCAAAAUGAUCCUAGAUAUGGUGACUCACCAAAUCAUCAUGACCUAAAUCAGUCGAAUAACCAUAAUAACAAUGGCUCAUCAAGAGGAGAUUCUGUGGUUAUUAAUUCAAACGAGAAAUCUAGGCUAGAUGAUGCUUCUACACAGGAAACAUUCACAAAGAUUGUUAGACCCUCUAUCUCUGGAUUACUGGGAACAUCAAGACCUAUUGACUUCCACAAUCCACAGACUUCCAAAUUUGGUUCCUCUACAACGCCUAUCCAUAGAAGGCCAUCCCAGUACAACCAACAAGUUCAACACACUCAGCAAGCCUACAUAAUGCAGCCUACACAAGAACGAGUGGUUCUGACAGAUGUUUGGGGUACCUGUCUUUCUGUAGUAUUCAACCCGUCUAAUCUACCGGCGAACUGUCCCAUAGCUAUUAAGUUUGCUUGGUCUAUAUUGUUUCAGAGAAUUAGUGCUCUUUUCCCGUUAAUUGAUCCAAGCACACAAAUGGCGGAGAAUCGUGCAUCUUCAUUACUUCGCACCGCUAGUAAGAAGCCAGCGAAUGAACGUGAACAAUUCCUUCCUUUAUGGCACAAUUAUGUUGUUGUGGGCUGUUGUAUAGCACCAAGUUCUACUGGUCUACGCAUUUCAAAACCUGCAGAAACGUGCUAUCAGCCAGAAUUACAUUUGCAAAAGAAUUCACCGAUUCUUCGACAAAGUCGUAUGGUCUUCAUUGUCGCGACAAUUCCCGAUCGCCUACUCAACUUGAAGCAUUCAGCGUCCUAUGGUAAAGUGAACGCUCGAGAAUUAGUCAAGUUGUUAGUGCCAUUGCUGAGAUGUGAGCAACCUGAGAUACGGGAUUCAGCAAUCGGUGGUCUUGGUCGGAUAAAUCCAGCUGCUUUUAGAGAUGUCCUUGAAGAUUUGCAGCCACUGUUAAAAGAAUCCUUUGAUCGCAAACAAGAGAAUCUACGCCGUCGGCGUCGACGCGAUGGACUCAGAUCAGCCUUAAUUAAGAUUCUAUCUCUCAUGGCUCAGUCAGGUGUAUUUGCACACCAUGAGUCAAACGUCGUCACACCUCAAGGGUCCUUAAUACCCCAACUUCUGGAUUAUGUGGAUGGGAUGAGAAGCUACUUAGAAUCAGUUUCGGAUCAGUUGUCAAGUCCCCUUACUCAUGCACACACAUCUUCAGCAUCUUUAAAUAUCUUAGCUUCUAUACCCUCUGCUACUUCGUCCAGCAAUAGCGGUUCAGUGGUUAAUUCUUUGCCUACUCCUACAUCAACCGGACCUUCCUUACCUAUUCACUCAUCCGAGUCGUACCUAUUAAAUGAAAUCCGUCUUCACUUUUGUAUUUUCAUUAAGGAACUCAUUCGACAUCUUCCUAAGCGAAAUCGCACAAACUUGUUACCGCCUACAUUGAAGCAUCAGCUAUUCAUUUUACUAUCGCAUUGGAGUGCUCAUUACGACCAUGUUAUGGGGACUUACUUUGAAUCUGAAGGUCCCACGUCUACACAAUUUCGCCUUGCUGGUUCAGCUGUCGGCUUCAAUGAUCAUUCCUCUAGUUCGAAUUUCGCUGUUGGUUUGUCUCCAUCAAGUGAAAUAUCUCCGGGAUUUGUCGGACCUCAUCAUCAAUCAUCAAGUGACAAUUUCCCACCAUCUACUAAUGGUCUAGGCCUUAACAGUGUCGCACUAUCGGGAUCUGUGGAGUCUAGUGCUAAUUUAACCGUCCUUCCAAGCCAAAACUCUCACAGCCCUACAUUUCAACAGAAAGUAUCUAGUGGUGAACAAACUGAAGGAUCUGAAUCUUUAGAAUAUUGUUUAUGGAUCGAUUUAAUUUGGUUGUCUAACCAAGCUAUGGCAGCUUUAGUGUGUUGUGGCCCGAUAUACGACCGUUCUGGCUUGUUACCAAAUGAUAAUUCGAAAACUAACCAGGUAAUAUCGGGUGCAGGGUUUGACUCAUCAUCAAGUUCUUCAUAUGUGGAACGUUCAAAUGGUACUUCGUGCCUAAGUAUUUGCACUCCAAGCUCUGGUUAUGUACUUCGCUGGAUUUCUGGGCUUCUUGUUGCACGUGAUACUGCUCUUAGUUCAAGUCCCUGGUUAUGGUUCUGCCCUGUUACAGGACGUGGCCUUUUACACAAUACUUUAAAUCCUGGAGGUGCUUCGUUGUGUGGUAACAGUCAUACACGCUCUCGCAUAAUAGCAGCUGGCGGUGGUCGUCGACUAGAUUCUCUACUUCGUCAACUCGGGGAAGAAACUUUGGUUCUUCUCUUAGAUUUUAAUCCAGAUAACGCAGGUCUUUUCAACUGGGUGAUCGAUCAGUGUUACACUGCGUCAAACAUUUCGUUAUCUACAGCCUGUUUUGAAUGCAUUUGCCUUAUAAUGAGUAAUAUACCUGAUUUCGCUUGUGACCAUAUUGGUUUGAUCACAUUAUGUCUCGUUUUUGUUGGUCAUCCCUCAAGAUUUUUGAGUGACAGAGCCUUCUACUUACUACGAGUUCUUUACCAGCGUUUCUUCAUUGAACCUGGUGAAACUUUAUUCAUGCGAAUGCAUGGGGAUUCUGGGGAUUCUGAGAAGACGUGUUUGGGCAGCGAGAUGCCUCUUUCUCAGUCUUCCGCAACUACAUGUAAUCGAUUAGACUGUGAUUGUUCUCACUUGUGUACAUAUUUACGAGCGAAUAAAUUAUUUUAUCGUUCUUUUCACCAUUGGUCUCCAUGUGAAGUCGUUAGACAAUUUGCUGCUCAGCAUCCAGAUUAUACACUCACUAUUUUUUCGGAGGUUUCUAGACGUCUUGAAAAUGCUCGAGAGGGUUUGCGCGUUCCACUAUUACGUUUACUUUCACCUUGGCUUAUCAAUAUAGAACUGAUUGAUCUAAUUGAAGGUACUACAUUUGAUACAACAGAACAUAAUUUAGAUAUGGACGAUGAUUUUUCUGACAAUGAACCAUCUCCUAAUUCUUACGAAAAACCUGAUAAUGUUUCAGAUUUUACUGAAAUUCCCACAUGCAAAGCAAAUAAUGCUGGUUUACUUCUGGGUUCAGAGCAGCAACAACGUAACAAUUCCAGAAAGGAUAAUACAGAAUAUCGUAUUCGUUUAUCCAAGAAGUAUAAACGUUCGAAAAGUCUAUUGAAUGCCGAGUCAGUACGUGAUGAUAUUGAUGAGACGGAUGCAGAUUCGGAUAAUGUAAUUCAUCAUCGGAAUUUCAAAUCACUUUCAUUAUUGAGAAUGCGUGCACGACAAGCUCAGAUGAAUGAACAUGCAGGCAUGUAUAGUUUUCGUUCUUUCCGUCCUUCGAAUGCUUCUUAUGUUCAUUGCCGAAAUGGAUGUAAAUCGACGGGUUCAAUGAAUAAUACUGCACUAUGGUCAACUGUGCCUCCUACACUUCGGUCUAGAGGAUGGGGUUCAAAACAAGCUACUGAAUUCGUACUUACUAACUUAUUCUACUUGACGUUAAGACUCGCUGAUUGUCCAACUUCAUCAGAGGCUCUGAAACAACUCUGGGUUAUAUUAGUUCGUCAUCGGUCCUCAAAUCUACGCGUGAUUCUUCGUUAUCUUAUCAUAAUCACAUCUCUUGCGCCCUGUACAUUGUUGAUUCAUGUUAAACGCCUUCUCACGUAUCUGGCUUCUGAAAAUCCUGAAAAUGUUGUAGGAGAACUAAUGGUCGAGAUGCAAACUAUUGAUAGUAUUGGUCUAGUUGUUGAACCGGCUUCUAAUUUACCCUUCUUUCAUGUGAGUGCGUCUACUCAACAGCGUAAAUCUAAUGAGGAAAUGCUAACUUCUGAAGUCAAACCAUAUGUUUACCAUCAUUCUUCGUCUAAGUCCACUGAGGACCCUGCUAAGAAACCUUUUCUCAAUUCAGUAACCAGCCAAGACGUUAUUGGACAACCAGAUGCUGAAUUAAUCGCUUUAGGUUUGGAUAAUACACCUCGUUCAAAUACCACAGUACAAACACGUAGAUUGCGUAGUGCCGUAGGAGGAAGAUAUGAUUGCCGUAAUGUCAUUGGUACUUCGAAUACAAACGCUAUUCCUCCGACUAUUGGUAUGCGUCCAAAAUCAGCUACUUGUCAACCAUCUCUUAAUUCCGUCGGUAAAUCUGAUCAGACUACUGUUGAUGCAAAUAAGAAACAUUUCACUUCAACAUCAUCUUCAAAAAUUAUUCAUGAUAACCACAUUACUACUUCUUUAUCUUCAAAAACGGAGAAAAAUCAUGAUUUGCCAUCGACAUCUAAUUGUCAGUUAGUUGAAGAGAGUGACGGAGAACCAGAAAUCGAUGUUGAUUCAUUUGAAGGUCUUAAUAAGCGUGGACCGCCUUUUGAUGACAAAUAUGCUACUCUGCGUGCCAAAGAUAUCGCAAACUUAUUAACACCACCCAUUCCCAGAGAUUUUGAAUCAAGCGAUUCUGUUUCCGAUUGUGACGUUCCAAACUUAUCUCACCCUGAUGCAAUAUUCAACUCUCAGGACCGAUCUAUCUUUUCUACUACCUUACCGAACCAGGUAACUGAGGUGAAUCGUGCACAAAUGUCUAACCGAAUUUCGCGACCGCCCAAGUACUUAAAAGAAUACAGAGAAAGGCGAUUCAAAUGGUUCAGUAAUUCAAAAAGUGACACUGUUACGUCACUUGGAAUAGAUCCUCACCAACAUUCAGCUUCAUUGCCACCCAAUCUAACCGAUCUUCCUCCUUUGCCAUUACCACUUCCUACCAGCAUUUCUUCUAUACUAAGUCUUUCUUCAAAAGGAUCUACAGGACCCAACACUUGUAUUUUACCACUGAAUGUAUCCAAUACAGAUAAGAAGAAUGCUAUCAGUUCUGAUAAAACGGAUAUCAAACCUUCUGUUUCUGUUCGUAUGUGUACGUGUUCAAAUGUGCAAACAGGUCAUGCAGCCAGCCAAUCAUCAUUCGAUUUCAACCCUAAACCAUUACCUAUGCCUGUUAACGGGGGCUAUCAGGCUCCCCUUGGUUUAUGGUUAUCUGAACCUUUAGUCAUUAGUGGGUCAGUCGUUUUUAGCGGUAGUUGGCCUCCUGCUGGACCUAGGUCACCUUUGGUUCUUAUUUUGGCUGGCGGUUUAACUCACUCCAGGGAUAUCCGAAUGGAUUGGACUCAGCACAUACCCUUGAUGCUUUUGGGUGUUUUUCUAGGUAUUGAUCAUUGCCGGGCCCUCGUACAAGAAGAAUGUAAACAAUUACUUGUAUCCCUAUUAGACCAAGUUUGUCCACAUCAUGAUGCACUGCAUUUGUUACGACUAGAAUUGGAAGCCAAUCUUCGUCGCCUUGCUCAUCCUUCUGCUCUACCUGGUCCUCGAGUUCAGGAUUAUCGCCUGACUUUCGAUGGUGGACCAUAUCGUGAGAAAUUCAGCUUGGUUAUUGAUCCUUUUAUCCCAGAUCAAAGAGACAAUGUAUUUUCCUCACCUCUGAUUUCAAGCAGGGCUGUUAAAUGUGAAGAUAGUGAAAACUACAGAAAUAUAUCUUCUACUGAAAAUGAGGCAGCUUAUCAUACAACUUCACCUGAUCUAUUACCAUUAAAAGAUAUUGAUAUUAUAUCUCCAUUAGCUGCUAGUCCAUCUUCACCUAAUAGUAGUCCACCAAUUAUUGGGAAUUUUCAAACUCAUUCAACAACAUUGAUAAAACAUGGUCGUUUGAGUGACUCUACAUUUAGUCUCACUAGCACAGCAACUUUGAUUCCACGUCAUCAAGAAGUUAACACCUCUGAAUCAAUUUGUUAUAACGAUCAACCAGUGCAUAAUUCUAAUCAGAAUUCUGAUGUUUCAGAAAAGUAUCUAUCGCUCAGCAAAACACCUACAAAUGCUUUCGGGCCUACAUCCGUUUAUACUAAUUCACGAUCUUUGAAAACAGUCAAUCCAAACCGUAUUCAGUCCACUAAUGGUCAUUCUUUGAAAGCAGAAAAAACUAAAACAUUCAAAGAAUCUGAUUUAAAACUUUUAGAAGAAUCUAUUCAAAAACUUAAGUCUGUACUUUUGGAAUGUUCAGGACAAGCUUUAUGGACUUGGGAGGAUUUCAACCUACAACGUAAUCCAUCUAAUUCUACCAUGCAGUCUACUUACCAAUACGAAUUCAAUCAGUUUAUUACCAGUGAAAAAUCAGAAAUGAGAGAUUCUACAAUCAAAACAAAGAGCAGUAUGAAUUCACUUGAACAACUUGUUAAACUUGUCGCUCGUAUACUUGCUUUAUCGGAAGUUGGUUCAGAAGAGGCUGAAAAGUGUUUGCAGUGUCUACACGGUCCACCACAUGAUCAUAACAGACGAGGUAUAACUAACCAAGACGAUUAUAACAAGGAUACAAACUCUAAUUAUUCAAACUAUUGUUUGGUGGCGCGUUUAUCUCAGGCUGCUUUGAAUACCGGGUUAUCUUGUCCUAGUCGACACUAUGCCAGUCGUUCUUUACAAAUUCAUCGUGCUCUUGGAGCUCAUUUAGACAAAAAGUCUCUAUCACGCUUAUUAGCUAGAUUAGGUGAAACAGUGUCUGAUGGGAAUGAAGAAAUGCAGGGUUAUGUUGCUGAACUUCUUGUUACACAAGAAGCAGCUAUUCAUCACUUAAAAUUUAAAAGUGAUAGCCUAUUGGAACCUGUUUCCACCUUCAGUGUUGACCCUGCAUCUCCAACAUCUGGUUCAAUGAAUGGAAACGGACGUAAGUCUGUUCAAAACAUAGUUUCAGUGUCUGAUCGUCGUCAUUUUCAUCGUCAUUCUAAAUCUUCCUCUUUUAUUGGAAAUCGUUCAUGCCAUUUAAGCUCUGUAGUGCCAGUCAGUGAUCCACCUAUGUUGAAAUCAAGUCAAGCAACUACUCCAACCUUAGAAAACACAUCACCUACAUCAGUUGCAUCUACUUCUAGUCAUUUAACAAGGAAAUCUAUCGCAUCGAUGACAUCCACACCUAAGUUAAAUAGUUGUAGUAGUAAUAACAAAAGCAGUGUAUGCUUGUUAUCUGCGGGAGAGCGUGCUGACUUAGUUAUUGGGAUCUUUUGGACUGGAGUUUUGCUGUUGGAAUCAGAUUUUGAGCAUGAGUAUUUAGUUGGCUUAAAACUUUUGAGUCUUGUUAUUCCAAGCGUAUGUGCGUCGGAUUUGAACCAACUAUCAAUGGCGUAUGCUGAAUCGAAUGGCCCGAAAAUAAAUCUUAGCGACAGAGCUCAAAAAAUGCUUAGUCAGUUACAUUGGAACCCACAUUUUCCUGGGAUACUCAGUUUAGUUAUCAAAGGUUGUUCUUCACCAAAUCUAGUGGACCAAGCUUGCCGUUUACUCAUAAUAUUAAUCCCAUUCCUUACUCAUCCUUUGGUAGUACCGUAUGGACGUAUGGGUAUACCGAUUCAAAUAUCAUUUCCUAUUGUUUUGCUUACUCUAAUGCCAAUGUUAAUUACGGCAUGGGAUGAAGAUCCAUCUACAGCGGUUCCAAUCAAUCCGUAUGAUGCAAAUUCUGAACAAAUUAGCUUUCUACAAGGUGGCUUUCUAGGUCGGGGUGUUUGUGGAUCACUGAAUGUUAUCCCUCGAGCGCUUGGUUCAUGGACGUCGUGCUCUUAUACCCCACAUACUUCAUUUUCAAACUCAACUUCAAGUCUAGUAUCAAAUUUGAAAAUGAGAACGGAUAGUAUAGGACUUUUGGUAACUGUUCAUCAAAUGGCGUUUUCAGUCACAGGAAAUAAUAACCGUGAUGCAAAUUCAAUUCCUAAAUCACCUGUUCUACGGCCGAAAAAUCCCGUUUGCAUUCAGGCUGCUGAAUCACUUGCUCAAGCUGCACUAAAAAUAGAUCCAGUUCUGUUUAAUAAUUUAGCACUCAUACUUCGACUGUACGCCUGUGGUAAUUUUUCGAAGGAUGUUGAUCAGUGGAGUAAAUGUGUUAUAUGUUAUCUGUUAGAAGGUUGUGGAUCAAAUACACCACGUAUGCUGAAGCACAUUAAUAUGCUGUUAGUUUCUGGACCACCAUGUCUUCAGUUGCCUUUACUCAAAGUUGCCCAUUUGUUAUUACAACAAGCCGAUAUCAACCAAGCGGAUUUGGAGUUUUCGUUACAAAAUUUUAUUGCAUCAGUUGUCAGUCAGUUUCUUAGAACUAAUUUGUGGUCCUACGUGAUUCCGAUCUUGCAAGUCACUGUUUCCCGUUCAUCUGUGCUGACAUCUGUUCCAGAAACUCCUGCCUAUGCGUUACCUGGUUUGGAUCCUUCAGGAAGCGGUCGUAUUUUGGACUACGCAGUAGCAGCCGCAGCUGUGGCUGUCCCACUUCCGGAAAGUGAACCUCCUAGACUAGAACUUGCUGGUCCUGUCUUAGACUUUACCUUUGAUGUUUUUCAGGAAGCACCAUUACUAGCUCCUGAAUAUGCUCCGAACUCUUCUUCACAAAUAACUCCAGAAAACGCCCCAAAACUAGAUGGUACAGUCUGUGAUCUGCCUCCAUUGAAGGGAAACAAAAGAGAUUUUAACGAUGUCAGCGAUAUUGGGUUAGUUGAAACAUUUGUCUCAGCUUCUGGUACAUGGAAUAAACCAGGAACUGUCAGGUAUUUGUGA
Messenger RNA from Heterobilharzia americana, 10616 nucleotides. The record is from the annotation of a GenBank genome assembly. NCBI's taxonomy places the organism in Eukaryota, Metazoa, Platyhelminthes, Trematoda, Strigeidida, Schistosomatidae.